Gongylonema pulchrum is the source of this 945-nucleotide messenger RNA. Lineage: Eukaryota; Metazoa; Nematoda; Chromadorea; Rhabditida; Gongylonematidae. The record is from the annotation of a GenBank genome assembly.
AUGUCAUUUCAGUACCGAGCUUCAGACUUAGCACUGUCAACGUAUUUGUUAGGAGCCUAUGCAACAAAUCUCGAUCUUACGCUCAGUUUUGUUGGUGAGUUCAGUCCGAAUGGCCGAACAGGCACUAUUCCAUUUGCGCCACCCAUAUUGCAUUAUCCGAAUCCGUACAGUGCGCAAAUGUUGGACUUGCUAUUAAGCGACUACACGAUCAAUACACUUCUUUAUCACCUGCACCGAAGGGGUCUUUUCACAUUUCGCAUUGGAUCGGAACUACCGGGUGUCGGUGAUCUGCUAAAUACAACUUGCGCUGGCGAUGAUUUCUAUUUGGAUGUGAGCAACGAAAUUCAGGAAAUGAAAGAUUUCGGAAAGCAUACCGAUUUUUACAAACGCUGGAAACGAGAAGACGGUGUCGAAUCACUGAGGAAUUUUGGUGUAUGUUUUGGUGAUAUAGCUCCCGAAAUUCGUGAAAAGAAUCCCGACAAGCGAGUUUACAUAAUCGUCAAGACAGUCCGAGCACCAUCGGUGCAAUUCAAAGCAGCUGAUCGAGGUACUGUCAUCGUAGAGCUGAUGGCGGACGGUUUGAUAUACCUGGAUGGGACGAGCAAAAGAGUUGGCCGGGUUCGAGUUGUGACUGCCUUUGCAGUUAUUCCACGGCUUCUGAACAAUCAAAUCAUAGGUACUGCUCGGAUCGAAUAUUUGAAGUUUGUUGAUAUCGAUAAAACGUUUGGACUGCAGCAAGAAGCAUUUGAUAAUCUUGCGGAUUUGGCUCGUGGGACGAUCAACAGGGUAGUGAACAGCAAACUGGCUCAAGGUACUCCGCUUUCAGCUCCAAAAUUAACCAUUCCGAUCGAUCUGUAUAACAUCAACAUAAAAGUGACUGAACGCGCGCUUCUCCUUUCCACCGAUAUUAAUGUCCAGCCAUCAAUGCUACGGUUGCCGAACUGA